AUGUUUAGUAAUUCUGUGGUACCUGACUGGGUGCCAAUUUAUUAUUUGAAGCUUAAAGAGGAAGAAAUGAAGUGCAAUAUAUGUGAAAUUAUUCUUCAUGUUGCUGAAAAAUCACCAGAUCUAUUAGAACAUAUAAAAGCUAACCACAAAGAGGUUUAUGAAUUACAUAAAGAAAAUCCAGAAGCAACAGUGGGGUUUCGCAUAGAAUUUCUACAUCUGAAUGUGUUAAGUGAUGAAGGUGACCCAAAAACGCAACCUAUUAUUAUCGGAGAGGUUUGUGAAACAGAAACAGAAGAGAUUGUUAAACCAAUUACUGUAAAAGACAUUGACACUCUUUCCCAUAAUGUAAAGAAAGUGAGGCGUGAAGUUGAAACAAGAAAAAAGAGUUGGGUAUGGAAAUACUUUGAUCGCAUAAGCGACAUCAUUUAUCGUUGUACGUUGUGCGAUUCUAUCCUGUCUAUCAAAGGUUGCAACACUAAUAACAUGAAUCGUCAUGUCAGAACAAAGCACCCAAGUGUAUAUCAAACUGAGAUGUUAGAGAAAAAAAAUCUUGAGAUGGACUCUAGCGUUGAAAUUGAACACUCUUCAAUGUCAGAAGAUAUAAGUACGGAUUUCGAAAGAUAUGAAAUAGAAACCAAAGCGCAGAAACAACUCCAUAGACGCAGUUGGAUCUGGUUGUAUUUUGACCGCAUAUCGAGCACUCUGGCACAGUGCAAAUUAUGCAAGAGAAACAUUAGUCAUGGCGGCAACGCCACUGGCAACAUGAAUCGCCAUUUGAAGAUGAUACAUCGCAAAACUGGACAUUCAGAAAAAAAUUAUGAUAGUGAUGACCCUCAAGCUGAUAAGGAUUAUAUGCUAAUGGAAAACUCUUCAGAUUCUGACUCAUAUGAUACCAGGAGAAUUCCAAAGAAGAGAAUAUACAACAUAAAGAAAAUAUUUAACGAUGGCAAUGAAAAAACGAGUAAGAAGGAAAACAAUAUCUAUGAAAUAUCUUUGCAGAAUACACAAAGUAACGAACUACGAUUUGAAAAGAAACAAGAAUGUAAUCCGUCCAACAGAAACGAUAGCGCUGAAACUGAAAAAGGUGUGCAAUCUUCUUUACAAGCUAGACAAACGAAAACGAGACCAACUGCCAAAUCUUCAACAAAAAAGCAACCAUAA
This is a messenger RNA of Diatraea saccharalis (sugarcane borer), 1161 nucleotides long. The record is from the annotation of a GenBank genome assembly. NCBI's taxonomy places the organism in Eukaryota, Metazoa, Arthropoda, Insecta, Lepidoptera, Crambidae.